Nematolebias whitei (Rio pearlfish) is the source of this 2271-nucleotide messenger RNA. It is a transcript of the gene vwa1, whose product is annotated as von Willebrand factor A domain containing 1. Gene Ontology annotation, molecular function: protein binding. The transcript is spliced from 6 exons. The record is from RefSeq and is a predicted model, not a curated record. Bases 1 to 1545 code for a protein of 514 amino acids. NCBI's taxonomy places the organism in Eukaryota, Metazoa, Chordata, Actinopteri, Cyprinodontiformes, Rivulidae.
AUGGAUGGUCGCAUGCUGACAUGGAUGAUGGUGGGUUGGUUCCUGCGCCUCUCGGCGACGCAGAACUCCGCAUCUGGAGUACUGAACUGCUGUGAGGGGGACGUCCUGUUUCUUGUAGAUUCUUCUGGGAGCGUGACGUCCUAUGAGCAUUCCCGCAUGCUUUCUUUCCUGUCCGAGCUCCUCCUCCCCUUUUCACUGGGAGAGGACCAGGUGAAGGUGGGACUCCUGCAGGUGGGCACCAAACCACGCCUCGAGUUCGGCUUUAACAGACACAUCACCCAAAAUGGCCUGCAGAGGGCUUUGAAAACCAUCAGGCCUCUCAGGGGGGAUACAAACACUGUGGAUGCGCUCAAAAUGGCACAACGAUGGGUACUGCAACCCGGAACGCAGGACGGGGCUCGGGCAGGGCUGCCGAGGGUGCUGGUGUGGAUGACUGAUGGGGUAAAACCUGGAGAUGUGAUCGGACCAAUGGCUGAACUGCGGGAGGAGGGCGUGGCAGUGCUGGUGGUCUCCACUGGGCACAGCAACUACAAGGUGUUGAGGGAGGUGGUGACCCCCCCGGUGGAAAAUCACCUGUACUUUGUGGACAUCGAUGACAUGAGCAUCAUCACAAAAGACCUGCGGGAUGCCAUCAUUGAGAUCAUUCGAGCUGAGCGCAUCCACGUCCGAGACGUUUCCACCAACGCUGCCACUCUCCACUGGCGACCCGUUCUGUCCGGUUUGACGGGCUACUACGAAAUCCGCUUUGGUCAGAUUCCAACAGGAGGGGCCGGAGGCGGCGGUGGAAGUGGAACCAGUCCGAGCACCGGUGGAAGUCAGUACCAGCGGCUCGUUCAGCCUGCGGAGUCCAACAGCAUCAGGCUGACUGAUUUGAAGCCCGACACCACCUAUAGUGUCCGAUUAACUCCAGAGUCCAACGAGCAUGCGUUUAAUGCUCUCUCCGUCUCCUUCACAACAAAACCAGAGGUGGUGAGCCCAUCGGUGGUAACAGUCUCGGAGUCGGGGCAAACCAGUGUUCGGGUGAGCUGGGGUCCUCUUCAGCCAGAGGCGGUAACAAGUUACUACAUAGAGUACUCCGCCCUGCCCAGGGGAGAGCUCCGUACGGCCACAGUGGGCCGGACACAGAACUCAACCCUGCUGAAAGACCUCCAACCGGGCACCACGUACCUGGUCACAGUUACCGCCCGGUACGCAUCAAGAAAGGAGAAGGCAAUGUCCAUCAAAAUGUGCACUCAAGAAGUGACUCCAGCCCUGGCAGACCUCCACCUAACCACCGUGGGGAGCGACUCGGUGCAGGUCGACUGGAAGGGCGGUGUGGAUGGUUUGAGGGGCUACUGGCUCACCUGGGAGGCGCAGCAAAGCUCAGUCCAUGGCCAACGCUCCUCCUUCUAUUUGCCACCUGACUCCCUGUCAACACGACUCACACACCUCCCCCCUUCUGCCAGAGUGUGUGUGUCACCCAUUUACCAGAGCUCAAGGGGAGAGGGACUCUGCUGCACGGCACACUUUCAUUCAGAUGCGUUAACAUAUGGCUACCAGUCAUAGCAUCCCCUCGGACUGCACGUGCACCUUACCAAACAUGGAGGGAGGAUGAUGGGAAGAAUGCUGACUUCCAUCCAUCUUUUUUUUGCAUGCCUUUCCCCUCGGUGAACGUUAUCCAGAAGAGAUGUGGUUUGGCUCACUGAGCGCUCAUGUGGAAGUCAUAGACAUUUAAGAAUGUUGUGGGACGAUGUGGCUACGUGCUGACAACUAAAUUUUGCAACACAAAAGUAUUAUCUUCUCAUCUGUGUUUGCUAAAUCAUCUGUUUUUCACCUGUUGUACAAUGUAUCACUUAAAGGUCAGAUUGGAGAAUUUGUUGUGUCUGGUUUGCAGACUCUGAAAGCUGGGACUGCUAAUUAUUUUUUCUGGCAUGUUUUAAAGAGAGGAUUUACAACAAAUGUACACCAUGUGUUCAAAUCAGUAUUUUUUAAAUAACUCUUGCCAAGGCAGAGAGAACAUCUGAAAUACAUCAACUAUAAAUACUUUUGUAAACUUGUACUUAAGUGACUUGUCUCUCAACGACACACUAAACACUUGUGUGCGCACACUGGAGGGGUUAAAAUGGAUCUUCAGGGUUACUUUGAACUUUUAAAACAGACCAAUAACCCAAACCAGAGAGACACUGUGCACGAUAUAGAUACUUGUCACUGAGAGUAGCUUUGUAAUGUUCGAAUGCAUUCAUAAUUCAUAUUUAUUUUCUAAGAAUUAUGAAAGAAUAUGAGUUAAUAACU